CUAAGUGAACAAUACUGUACAUUAUUUGGUAUGCUUUACUCUGAGAACAAUACUGAUGAUGAGCAAGAAGAUUUGCCUUAUGAUGGGGAUCUACAAAAUAGAUAUCAACACAACUGUGACUCACAGAACCUGGAAGAUUUUCAUUCUGUAGAAAAUGCCUCUCAAAAUAUUUUCACCUUGACAUCUUCCUGUAUGAGUUCUUGUCCGCAAGAAAAACCAGAUCUCAAAACACAGCUGCCCCGAAAGAAAAUAAAUCUGUCAUCUCUGCCAAGGAAAAAUGACAUGGAAUUUAAUAUGACAACAAGGAAGGAAUUACCAACUUGGGAUGUUACUAGUUCAGGAAGAAAUCAACAUAUCUCCAACUCAAAAAUUUCAGAUGUCCUUUUACGUCAUUUUCCUAUAGAGGAUUUAGCAAGUCCAUGCCAUUUAAUUGAUUCUGAGACAAUACCAGAAAUAUCAUUUACUGAAAGUUUUGAUGAAACUAUCAUAAAUAAAAUUAAGAGUUCAGAAAAUGCAAGGAUAUCUUUGCCAACGGAAGAGGGGGGAAAUAAUCUUGAACAAAAAUUAAGAUGUGAAUCAGAUGGAAGGAGUUGGGAUUUCAUCCAAAUUGAGCCGUUUCCAGUAGAUGAUAGUGUUAAUCCCAAUUGUGAGAUAAAAGACUGCAAAGAAAAUAAUUUGCAAUUUGUAGCUCAGAAAGAACUCACAAUUAAUGAAGAGUUAAGUUAUACUUCAACCACAAAAGAUGAAUAUCUAGAACAAAAGUACUUCAUGGAAAUCAAUGGGCCUCCUCAUAAUCAUAAAUACAGUCAACGUCAGGUUCAUUAUCAGCUUCCGGAUUUCUCUAAGAUUGCUCCUAAGGUUAAAAUACCCAAAGGAAAUAGUAACAACAAACCAAAUCCUAUAAUUAAAAGAACUAAAUAUUCCCCAAAUUUGUUUGGUAAAUCAGCAAUUGUGAAAGAUGUUCUAGAAGCAAUGAAUUCUUUGGAAUCUGUGGCAGUCAAGAAUCAAGAAGAGGAAAUGAGAAUAGCUGAACUUGACCAACAGCUAGAGAUGCUGACAAAACAUGCUGAGGCGCAGAAUCAUAUUGAUCAUCUUAGGUUUAAUGCUAAGAUACUCCCAAGAUCAAAUUCUCAUAGAACAAGCCUUGGCAUUAAAGAAGAAAGUUCUGGGAUAGCUUCUGAGUUGUCAGUAGUUCCACAUAUUACUGUUCCUGUGAAGCCCAUGCUUUAUUCCUCCCAAUCACCUAUUUCAGAACUGCAACCUGGAGAAAUGGACUCACCUUUACCUGAUGCAGCAAGACUGCAAAAAGCAACAGAGGAAAGAAAGCUUUCUGAAAUGUUAAAGGAACAGACUGAAGAGCUAAAAGCAAAAGUGGAAAUAUUUUCUAAAUGUAUGACAGAAGAUGUAUUGCCAGCUGAAGAACACCGUCAGCUUUUAAAGCUUUUGAAAGGGCAGCUGGACCAACUGGAACAGAAUUACUUAACCACGAAGGAGAAAUAUUGUGUUCUACGUCUUCAAAAUUUCAAGCAUUCCUCAACAAGCUUUGUAGAAUUUGAUCCUGACAGGAAAGUGGAAGGAGAAAUAUUUAAGCUUGGGAUGCUGCUUGAUGAUAUCAAAGAGAAUAUUGAUAAGACUUGCAAUCCACAUUCUACACCUUUGGUCAUACCAUCUUCAUUCGCUUCCUUUAAACCUGUAUCUUCUUAUUCAGGCUGUUCUGAGAGUCCUGUAGUUUCACGCAUUAGCAACUCUCCUCAAAAGACUGCUGUAGGAGCGCAUUAUAAAAAUGAAAAAUAUGGAGAGAACAGAGGCCAUUGUAUGGAAGAGAAGACAUUUCAGCAACCUAAUCAAAGUAGUGGGUGCCAUCUCUUCCAGCCACAAAAUUUAAGUUACUGGGAAAUGAGAUCUCCACCUCCAGCCAAUCCCUGCAAUACAAAUAAUGCUGAAUCCACUACUGUUGGUCUCACGACAUCAAAAGAACAAGGAAGCCCUGCUUAUCCUUCAGAUUAUGAUUUUCUUGAAGGAUGGGGAAAUUCUUCGAAGGAACAUAAUAUUAUUAUACAUCCUAGACUGAAAAUACAAUUAUCAAGUAAACAGACAUGUUCCUGUUCUCCCAAUAGAAAUAAAAAAACGGAGUACAGUAAAACAAACAGAGAAAAAACAGAUUGUGAACGAUUCUCCAUCUUCUUGGAAGGAAAAGCAGCAGAUUUUGAUUCAUCAGAUAGUGAUAUAGAAGAGACUUCAUUUUGUGAUCGCCUCGACAGUUCAAGUAGUGAAACAUGCCUGAAACACAGAAUGAAAAAUCAUGGAUCAACAACAGCAGCUGCAAACAAACCAAACCAAGCUUCUUCACAAAAGGCAGAUACUGUGCUUCAAAGAAUGUAUGCAGAUAAACAACCAGAAGAGUUUAUAGACAGACUGUGUGACAGACAAAAUCUACAUAUCCCAGAAACCCACUAUUCAAGGACACAUGACCCCAUUAUCCUUUCACCACAGUACCUAGGUCCUAGGAGUAUCUAUGGAAGGAAGUCAACGAGUAAAGUGAGAAGGAGGCACACAGAGGACACAAAUACCAAGAUAUUAAGUUCCACUUUGGAUCAUGUUAUACAGACUGCAAACAGCUUGAAGAAAACUUCAGAACACAUGAUGCAAGUGGUUUCAGAAGAUUUAGCCAAGGCCAAAAUUCAGACAUUGUCAAGUGUCACGGGUAGCCAGCACUGUAUAUGAACAUAUGUUAUGAAAACAAUCAAAACUAUGUCCGGGGG
Messenger RNA from Sceloporus undulatus (fence lizard), 2762 nucleotides. RefSeq names its product AKNA domain containing 1 (gene AKNAD1). Lineage: Eukaryota; Metazoa; Chordata; Lepidosauria; Squamata; Phrynosomatidae. The transcript has 15 exons. The record is from RefSeq and is a predicted model, not a curated record. The annotation marks the transcript as partial.